Messenger RNA from Marchantia polymorpha subsp. ruderalis, 626 nucleotides. The record is from the annotation of a GenBank genome assembly. NCBI's taxonomy places the organism in Eukaryota, Viridiplantae, Streptophyta, Marchantiopsida, Marchantiales, Marchantiaceae.
ACAGUGAGUGAGCGAGAGAGAAAGAGAGAGAGAGAGAGAGAGAGAAUGCAUUUGUUUCCGUAAUGUGUCCGGUUCCCCGUCGCGCCAUGGCUGCCCCGUACUCUCCACGGGGAGCGGGUGGCGGACUCGAACGCUGCGAGGACGUGCCUGGGGUGCAAUGCCAUGCACCGGAUCCUUCAGUCGAUCUCGCCAGCCCCGCUUGACCUUCUACUGUGGCGCCUAGGGAAACGCGAUGUUUCGAGGCGGGACAAGCGGUGAGCAAUUUCUGUCACAAGCAUCUGGCCAUCCCAACUUGCUCCUUUCUCAUGUCUUGUUCCAGUGCAGGACUCGAUGAUGCUGCUCUACCGCUUCGAACGAUUCCUCUUCCAACAUGUCACGGGUGAUUGGUGAUUGGUGAUUCAUGAGCAGUCAGUCGCCUCGGCUGGUCCACCAAGUCAGCGGCCUUUUCUCUCAAGGUUCGAACUCUCCGGCACAUAGCGCCAUCAAAUUCUAAGAUCCGGAUGAGAGAUGUGGGAGCCAAGAAAGCUAAUAGUCGAAGGCAUUGUAGCACAUGUCUAUUGAUGACUCGAAGGCAAGAAAAGCUUGACCACCAAAUUUCACAUCUUGAAAUAGUCACUUGUGAAUAU